Molecule: messenger RNA, 1232 nt
Organism: Lactuca virosa
Lineage: Eukaryota; Viridiplantae; Streptophyta; Magnoliopsida; Asterales; Asteraceae
Source: the annotation of a GenBank genome assembly
GAUACCCCUAGGAAAAGACCUUUGUCUUGCCGUUUAUCCUUGGUUGAAAGAAGAAGAAGCCAUCUCAUUUGUCAGCUACAAACACAAACUGAGUGUGAAAAAUAGAGAAGUCAUACAUAAAGAAGAUCGUCAUCAACACAAAGUUAAGCAGUUCAUUCACAAUCUAAAGAAGGAAGAUUGCAAUGGGAAGGCCACCUUGUUGUGACAAAGUAGGAGUGAAGAAAGGGCCAUGGACUCCAGAAGAAGAUAUAAUCCUUGUAUCUUAUAUUCAAGAACAUGGUCCUGGUAAUUGGAGAUCUGUUCCUACCAAUACUGGUUUGCUAAGAUGCAGUAAGAGUUGCAGACUUAGAUGGACGAAUUAUCUCCGGCCAGGUAUCAAACGCGGCAACUUCACCGAUCAAGAGGAGAAGAUGAUCAUCCAUCUGCAAGCCCUUCUUGGCAACAGAUGGGCAGCAAUAGCUUCUUAUCUUCCACAAAGAACAGAUAACGAUAUCAAGAAUUACUGGAACACCUAUCUGAAGAAGAAGCUUAACAAGAUCCAAGGCGACUCAUCUGACCUAGAAAACCAUCAUCGUUCAAUGGGAUCAAACUCAUCAUCAUUCUCACAAACUGCCAUGCCUAAAGGUCAAUGGGAGAGAAGGCUCCAAACUGAUAUCCACAUGGCUAAACAAGCCCUCUGUGAAGCCUUAUCUCUCGACAACAAAUCCAUCAAUCUGCCUGAAUUAUCCUCGUCCACGGUUUCAAGAAAUCCCUCAUCAAUCAGUACAAACCCUAGUUCACUAAUACACCAACAAGUGGCCCUACCUCCUACGCAGACAAAUCAAAGUGCAACUACUUAUGCUUCAAGUGCGGAUAACAUUGCACGAUUGCUCCCAAACUGGAUGAAGAAACCCCAAAAAUCUUCACAGACGAGCUCGGAAAGUAUCAGCACCACUGAUCAGACUCACAACUCUUUCGAUGGGGUGCAGUUUACCAGUCCUCCAAGUGAAGGCUUUGAUAAUUCACUGCAAUUUGGGUUCAACAACUACUCAAACUACAGCAAUAUUUCAGAUGGUUCUCCAUCGGUUUCGCCAGAAACAAGUUUAUUCCAAGAUGAAAGCAAACCAAACACCAAAAAUGCUCAAUUUCCCCCUCUUACUUUCCUAGAGAAAUGGCUUCUUGAUGAUGCUACUGCUCAAGUGGUGUUAAAUAUGUACUUCCAACUGUUGACGUACGUUCUCCCAGGCCAGUAA